CUCCUGCUCGCGGCAGUAAACAUGGCGGACGGCUAGCGGAGUCGGUGUGCAUUCAGUCCUGAAGGCUUUGGAUUUCUCUUUUACAGGACUUAAACGAUACGCUUUAUUUUGCCUUUAGCACCCAGUGGUGCGUCUACAGGCCGCUGUGCUCUGCGAGUUUUUCUUGAAUAAGAGGUAAAGGUGAAGGAGACGCACCGCAACCAUGGGGCGACGUUCAACCUCUUCCACCAAGAGUGGGAAGUUCAUGAACCCUACCGACCAGGCCAGAAAGGAGGCCAGGAAAAGGGAGUUGAAAAAGAACAAGAAGCAGAGGAUGAUGGUGAGAGCAGCGGUGCUGAAGAUGAAGGACCCCAGACAGAUCAUCAGAGACAUGGAGAAGCUGGAUGAGAUGGAGUUCAACCCCGUGCAGCAGCCCUUGCUGAACGAGAAGGUGUUGAGGGACAAGAGGAAGAAGUUGCGCGAGACGUUUGAACGCAUCGUCCGUCUGUACGAGAGAGAGAACCCCGACACCUACAAGGAGCUGCGCAAACUUGAGUUGGACUAUGAGACCAAACGAGGGCAGCUUGCUCUUUAUUUUGAUUCAGUCAAGAACGCAGAGUCGGUGGAGGUUGACAGCAUCCCUUUACCAGAUAUGCCUCAUGCCCCAUCCAACAUUCACAUCCAGGACAUCCCGUUACCAGGGGCUCAACCACCCUCCAUUCUAAAGAAAAGCUCUUUUGGUAAAGGACCUCUGUCGUCAUCCUCGGGACCGGUGUUGGCAACAGUCCCAGGUGUCCCACGCCUACCUCCAGGGAAGAAGCCCCCUGGACCACCACCCGGGCCUCCGCCUCCACAAGUCCUGGCGCUGUAUGGAAUCCCUUCUCGAAGAGCUUAUGGCACAGACACAGAGCCCUCAAUUCCUGGUUUAGAAAAGGACUCCGCAAUGGAUCUGGGAAGGGAUCGGGAGAGCGGCAGCGAGAGCGACAGAGAUCGGGAUGACGUGGACGACGACGACAGCGACUCUGAGGAGGACAGCGAAGAAGACAGAGAUGAGGGAGGAGACGAGCAGAGGAUGCGAGUGGACAGGCAGGACGAUGACAGAGAAAGAGAGGAGGAAAGAGACAGAAAUGAAAGACAUGCUGGUCGCAGUGUACGGUUUGCAGAUAUGCCUUCAGAUGCACCUCGUGAAGGAAAGAGAAAGAAGAAGAGGUUGGUGAAGAAGACCAAGGCCAUCACCCCCCUGCAGGCCAUGAUGUUGAGGAUGGCAGGUCAGUCGGUGCCUGAAGAGGAGGAAGAAGAAGAAGUGGAGGAAGAGUACACAGAUGAGUCAGACAGCUCUGACAUCGAGGACAGGGGACCGCCGGGGGACAACCACUCCCACAUUAUGCCCAAUCAGCGUCUUCCUCCUCCUGCUGGGGCCGUCGGACAACCAGGUCCUCCACACAUGCAAGGUCCACCGAUGGCUGGACCUCCACCGCUGGGUCCACCCCCAGCUCCUCCGAUGAGGCCUCCUGGUCCACCUUCUGGCCCGCCUCCUGGCCCCCCACCAGGCGCGCCUCCAUUCUUGAGGCCUCCCGGUAUGCCUGGAGGAAUGAGGGGUCCGAUGCCACGUCUCCUACCUCCUGGUCCUCCACCUGGUCGACCACCCGGUCCUCCACCGGGCCCCCCACCUGGCCUUCCACCAGGCCCACCACCACGUGGACCACCUCCAAGAUUACCACCCCCAGCACCACCAGGUAUCCCACCUCCUCCCCCCAGAGCAGGAGGCCCCCCACGGCCUCUUGCCCCGCCUCUCUCUCUCUUCCCUCCACCUCUCAACUCCAAUGUACUCAGUGCUCCUCCCAACAUUGUCCAGCGGCAAAAAGGCUCAGGGCCCAGCCAGGACGGUCCACAGAACAACAUGCCACCCCCAGCCAUGCCCAUGCGACCAGGUGUCAUGCAGAUGCCCCCUCCCCCUGGGACAGCUGCUGCCUCUUCGGGCGCCAAUCCUGGCAGCAACCCCCCCGGCCACCACCACGCAGCCACCAUCGAAAAACGCGCCAACAUCACCUCUGUUGCUGCUGCUGGAGGCGGCCUGGCGGCAGGUGCUGGCUCCGGCGGGGCCACCAUCUCUGCCAAACCUCAAAUUAUCAACCCAAAGGCGGAGGUCACCCGCUUUGUGCCCACAGCACUGAGGGUGCGAAGGGACAAGAGCAGCGCAAUGCCAGGGGCAGCACCUGGACCCAUGGAGAAAGCAGUGGGAGGUGCUGGAGGACGGAGGGGAGAUGACGGCAUGGGAGGAGGCCAGUGGCAGAAACAGCAGGCAACAGCAGCCCCGAUGGGCUUGGGCAACCCGGCCCAGAUGGGUGCUGUGUCUCAGCCCAACAUGAAGACUAAAGACCAGGUUUACGAAGCCUUUAUGAGGGAAAUGGAGGGACUCCUCUGAGACCCUGGAGGGUACCGACAGAACUGUUUGGUGGAGCGCUCUGAACACCAGGAGUGUCGUUUUUAUGUGUUUUCUGUGCAGAGUUAUAGAGCUCGCUGUCUUCAAAGCAUUCAGCUAGAUCCGUUUCUUUUUAGCAAGUCGACAAAAGGCAGAUCCUUCAGCACUGGUCUGAGCAGGCUCAUCUACAUUUCAUCUGGACUACUGUUUGUGACAUCAAAGAGAAUGUGAAUUUGAUUAUAUAUGUACAACUGAAGCAUUUAGGUUAGUUGUUAUUUCUUGAGGCAACCUGUUAACUCGUUAAAAGAACACUAUGCUCUGCACAGAAGUGCUUCUGGUCAUCUAGUAUAUUGUGUUUUUUUUUUUUUUUACCCUUCAGUUUCUCUUCUAGCCGACUAUUUGUCAUUUGACCAUCAGAAACUAUUUUGUAUGAUUGAUUUGUUGUUUAUUUUAUUGGUGAUCUCUUAUACAUCCAAGCAAAGUUGUAGAAGGUUUGUCAGCUACUGACAAAAUCCGUGUCUGAAACUGUUUGACCUGCAGCUAAAUAAAUACUUCAAAAAUGGUUUGUA
Stegastes partitus (bicolor damselfish) is the source of this 2970-nucleotide messenger RNA. It is a transcript of the gene wbp11, whose product is annotated as WW domain binding protein 11. The transcript has 12 exons. Gene Ontology annotation, biological process: RNA processing. Gene Ontology annotation, cellular component: spliceosomal complex. Lineage: Eukaryota; Metazoa; Chordata; Actinopteri; Pomacentridae. The record is from RefSeq and is a predicted model, not a curated record. The coding region runs from base 203 to 2404 and encodes 733 amino acids.